This is a messenger RNA of Culex pipiens pallens (northern house mosquito), 14042 nucleotides long. RefSeq lists its product as uncharacterized. The coding region runs from base 1359 to 7148 and encodes 1929 amino acids. The transcript is spliced from 15 exons. Gene Ontology annotation, biological process: calcium-mediated signaling; neuron projection development; actin filament organization. NCBI's taxonomy places the organism in Eukaryota, Metazoa, Arthropoda, Insecta, Diptera, Culicidae. The record is from RefSeq and is a predicted model, not a curated record. Gene Ontology annotation, cellular component: actin cytoskeleton; cytoplasm; postsynaptic density. Gene Ontology annotation, molecular function: actin filament binding.
UCGCCAGUCGUGUUUGAGCUGUGUUUGCGUGUGGACAACGACGGACGACGAUGGCGUAUCGGCGUCGCGGUUCAAGGCCUAUCUAGUGACAAAUUCAAGUGGAUUACUAACCGAUUCAAAUCGACGCAGCGGUGUCGUCGAUUGCCGCGUUCGUGUCCGCGAUAACCGGGUUCCGGACCGACGGUCGGUUCCGAUUUCGACUUGUACGGCCCGCCAAGCCAGAUUGAAGGAAGAGAGUUUACUGAACUGAAGUUGUGCAAGGAUUUCCAAGACCCGGAGUUGGUCACGGUCCAAGUGGGCUUUGACUAGAGUGGGUUCAGGCUAGUUAGCGGAUUGAUUUCCUGUUGAAAUUUCGCCAGUGUUGGCACUCUCCGGCAGUGUUUCAGUGCUUGGAGGGAAGCUAAUUAUUUUGCGUGAACGAAGGAAGAUUCAAGUGUUGGAUAGUGUGUACAUCAGUUGGGGAGUUGCUGGAAAAAAGUGAAUGAUUUAAGAUUGUGCAUGUGAAGUGAGAAAAAAAGUAUAAAAGUUUGCUUGAAUAUUGCAUUCUGUUCAAGUGCAGUUGCCUUCAGUCCGUGCCCCCAGAAACAACAAUUACUUCGGAAUAGUGACAAUUUAUUUGGGAUAAAUUGUCCCUAAUUAUUGGAUAAACGACAUCUGCUCGUGCAAGCUUGCUACCGGAACUGCUGAAGAGGACGUCCCUCUAAGAUCUCCCUGGGCCCAACAACAGCAACAAUAACCCUCCACCGAGCGUGUGCAUGUGGGGAUUGCGUUUUUGUUGUGUUGCACACAUUGAUGUGACAACCCACGCCAAGGACAGGCGUGCGUGCGUGUGUGUUCGUGCCCAAAAAGAAGAAGAAGCAAAUGUAAACACAGAGGCGCGCUUUGUUUCGCCCUUUUGAAAAAAAUAAAUAAAAAAAGUGAAGCAGGCAGAAAACAAGUGUUGUGUGUUCCCGGCACCAGAUAAAAGUGGGUUUUCCCCGUGUUGAAAACCGACAAAAAAAAAAGUAAAAUUCAAUGGUGUGCGCCAGUGUGUCUGCCGAAUGCCGGUUGUUUGAGGUGGUGGUGUAAAGUGGUGUAAAAAAUUGAGCGGGAAAAAAUAAUACAAAUUUGCAAACGUCUGCAGAAUGACGACCGCGACGAUGACGACGACGACGUGCCGGUGUUUGGCACUGUAAAGUGUUGUGCUGUGGAGGGUUACCAGACGACGUGUGUGUGUGUGUGGGAAGUUACACGGAGAAGGUGAAGCAGGUGACCAGUGGAAGAACCUGUGCGCAGAAGGAGAUCCAGUAGCCAAACACGGGAACAUUCCACGUUUAUCAACUGAUUGGAUACACUGCUAAAGGUUUUCUCCAGCCAAGAUGGACAAAUCGGCUGCGGCGGCAGCCGCUGCAGCAGCAGCAGCAGCAGCUCAAGGAGCUUCCGGGCCUAAGGUGUCGCAAAUCGCGAAUCUGUUCCAGCGAAAACCGGUGGAGCAGCCACAGGAUCCGGCGAAAGAACUGGUCAACCAGCCAUCGCCCACAGCUACGGUAGUACGGACGGAGUCGCACGCGGCGCGGUUCAACAACGCUCGGGCACUGUUCGAGAAGCUCGGCGAAGGUCGUGUUAACAGGCCACCGCCGUUUAGUAUUAAGAUGUCACAUUCCAACAGCAAAGAGGACAAUUUGUCGGAGAUUGGAUCCGAGCAGGAUCGGUCACCGUCGCCGAAGCGGAGGCACCAUCCGGUCGCGAACGGGAUCAGCAAGCUUGACUCCAACAGGAUAUUAAACCAGUCCCGACUCAAGUCGGAGAAGCCGGAAAAGCCGGAGAAACCAGAGCGGAAGUUCAACUCGCGGGAGUUGAUUGAGAAACAGAAGAACUGGACGUCACACUUCUCCAAAACGAGAACAUCCAAGGGCGGCGACUUCACCAGGUGUGAUAUUAUAAGGACUGUUCCGGGCACGGGGAUCAUCCCCGGAGGAGGACCUCCGGCCAACGGCGGAUGUUCCGUCACCACAAAUGGCACCUCUUCCAAAGAAUACAACAACAACCAGCGAUCGGAGAUCCAGAACAUCCCGUUGCCACAACCGCCCCCACCACCGCCCCUAGCGGUCGUCACCCACAGGUUACAAUCCCCGAGCGAACCACCCCCAAGUCCCCCAAAAAGACAAACCCCUCCUCCACCACCCCCGGAGAAGGGUCCCCGCAACAUUCGCCAGAGCUCAUUCCCGUCCCCAACCAAAGCUCCCCCGGCAGUCCCGCCCCACGCAACGGAUCCCUGCUCACUAAGCCCAACCAAAAUCAGCCCAGAAAAGCUCAAGUCCCCGCUCCGCCAACCAGAACCACCGCCACCGGCCGCCGCCCUCCCCCCAGUCGCCCCCAUCCGGAACAAGUCCGAAGAACCCCCGGAGAAGGGCGUCCGCAAGAAAUCGCUCGAAACCACGCUGGACGACCAGCUUCCCAUCCCGAUCCCCCCGAAAACCUUCAAGUACCCCGAGCUGGGCGGACUCCGCCGGCAGUCCACCGAAAAGGACAGCGGAGCAAGUGGCCUCACCUCACCCGCCCACGCCAUCAGCUCAUCGCCGUCCCCAGGCGCGAGUGCCUCUUCGGGGCCGUCUUCCCCCAUUCACACCGAGGACGAAAAGCAGGAGAACGAACCCACGGAGAAGGCUCGGACGACUAUUACGGAGGUCGCUGCCAGCAGCAAGCUGGACGAGGACGAGGGCGUUGCGGCGGAGGAAAAAAGUGGAAAAUCCUCCCGUUCCGAUGACAACGACACUGCGGCCGACCACGGUGGCGUCGUCAGCCGGCGCAAGAAGGUCUCGAGCAUCUGCUUCCAGGUGCCGGCCGCCGGUCUCGGAGCUCGUCCGCCCAGCAUCGUCAGCAGCAGCACCACCACCGACGAGGGCGGCUUCAACGAGCCCUCUCCGCGGGUCGUGGCCAACCUGAAGCCCGCGUACGACUUUGACAUUGUGGCGCCAGCCCUGCCAGCGUCUCCUCCGAGAAGGGCUGCGAGUAAUGGAGUUGGAUCGGUGGCCGCCAAGGAACCACCGAUGGCGGAAGGAGAUGACGGUGACGACGAGUCGCAGCUGAAUUACGCCGAGCUCGGGUACCGGUUACGCCCGGACGGAACGGAAGCGGACGAAAUCUACGGCGAUGUGGACGUCUUUCGAAGUGCCAAAAACAGCAACAGUAUUAUCAGUAAUAAUCAACCCGCGUUAGACUUAGAGCACGGUACUAGUGUAGAAAGUAGGAAUGCUAUUAACAACAUUCGAUCUCAUUACAACACCACUAACAACAACAAUCAAGGCCCGCAACAAGCGGCCAGCGAUGUGCCAACGACGACGACGUCCGUGGACCGGGUUCUGUACGCAUCGAUCGUACCAACUGCCGGCGCCGAUUCGUCCUCGACGAUCGCGAGCAGCGAACUGUUCAUGGACGUGGAAAAGGACGAAGCCAAAAUCCUCGACCUGGACGAACUGAGCGAAGCCGGCGAAAAGGGCUAUCACUCGCCCCAAACGCUCCUGGAUCCGACGAGGCCAACCCUCACCGCCGCAGUCGAGGACACGACCGACGAUUACGCCAACAAAACCCUGCCGGAUCCGCCCUCGUUGGCGUCGAUGCGGCCACCGCCGAUUCCGGAGGGCCCGCCGCUGGACCUGCAGGACGUGCAGUACGCGGACGCCAGCGACACCGAGCACGACAGCCUGGUGCUGCCGGACGAGAUGACGGCGGACGAGGCGGAACGGCUGCUGAGUUCAAGUAUUUUGGAGUACAAAAUAAGACAACAGCCACUGCUUUCGGACGAACAGGCCCGCGAGGUGGAACAGAUCCUGCUCAACAACAAAGCCAAAGCCGAAGCUGAGCUCAAGCUACAGCAACAACUUGCUCAACAGCAGCAGCAGCAGCAGCAGUUUGAAUCUCCGGAACCUUCACCUCCGGCCGUUACGGCCCCACCGCCAUCCGCAACCGACGAGCCCGACUGGCUCAAGGAUGUCCUGGAAGCGCCCAAAACUGCCGCUGCCUCGGCGGCGAUCCCGCGCGAGAAGCUACCUCCUCCACCUCCGCCACACGGUCCCAACGGGACAGCCUCGCUGGAACCGCCCGCUCCGCCCAGCCGCAACAACUCCACCACUAGUCAGUUCGAGGAGACGAGCAGCAACAACACGACGGCCGACCUGCUCAACCAAACCAUCCUCGACUCGUCCUCGAUCCUGCAGGACUCGUACGUCUCGGCCGACUCGUCCAUGCCCAGUGUGACCACCUCGGACAGUCUGAACCUGAGCAAGCAGGAAGACCAGCUCCAGCACCAGUCCCAGCAGAAUCUGCAGGAUCCCGCCGAGGCGGACGUGUCCGCCGACGAGAGCAACAACUCGGGCUUCUUCAUCCCCGAGUACCCGCCCGUCAAAAGCAAGGAGGUGUUCGUCAACCAGGACGGUGUGCACUUCUUCGAGGACGGCAACUUCUGGAUGGAAGUGCCCGGCUUGCUCGAUUCGGACCGCGACGACGAGGAGGACGACCCGCGCGUCAUCCCCAAGGACACCAAGGUCAAGUUCAGCACCAACCCGAUGCAGGUGUUUUCGACCUUCUCGGUGAACGAUUACGACCGGCGGAACGAGGACGUCGAUCCGGUGGCGGCGUCCGCCGAGUACGAGCUGGAGAAGCGCGUCGAGAAGAUGGACGUGUUUCCGGUGGAGCUGAUGAAGGGGCCGGAGGGGCUGGGCUUGAGCAUAAUCGGCAUGGGAGUGGGCGCUGACGCUGGACUGGAAAAGCUUGGUAUUUUCGUCAAGACCAUCACGGACAACGGGGCGGCGGCACGAGAUGGAAGGAUACAGGUCAACGACCAGAUCAUCGAAGUGGACGGCAAAAGCCUGGUCGGCGUCACGCAAGCGUACGCCGCGUCCGUCCUGCGCAACACGUCCGGCCUGGUGCGCUUCCAAAUCGGGCGCGAACGCGACCCGGAAAACUCCGAAGUGGCCCAGCUGAUCCGCCAGAGUCUGCAGGCGGACCGCGAAAAGGAGGAACGCGUCAAGCGCCAGCUCGAGGACUACCUGCGGCGGGGCAACGCCAGCCACGCCAACAACGCCAACAACACGGAAAUCUCCGAGGACUCGACGCUGCCGGUGUCGGCCAACUCGAGCGUGUCGGAGGGCCCCGUCAGCCCGACCGGAAUUACGGCCGAGUCGCUGUUCGAGACGGAGGCGGCGCGGUCCAGCGAUGUGGAAUCGCUGCGGCGGAUUCUUCAGGAGAAUCUUAAAACCAUUGCACUGCAUGAGGGCGAUAUCCUUAAUCUCAAGCAACAGCUGAUCAAGUACCAGCAGAGCUGCAACGAGGCCGAGCUGCUCGCGGAGCGGAUGAAGCAAACCGAGCGCGAGCUGGCCAACAUCAAGAAGGAGGCGAACAACUACCAGAACAUGCUGCAGCAGAGCCAGGCCCAGUACGGUGGCCUCGAGAAGAAGUACGGCCGCGUCAAGAAGAUCCUGCGCGAGUACCAGCACCGGGAGCGGGAUAUGAUCCAGUUCCAGGAGUACUACCUGCAACACCUCCAGGAAAAAGACACCGAGUACAACGCACUGGUGAAGAAGCUCAAGGACCGGGUGAUCCACCUGGAGCAGGAACUGCAGGAAACGCAACGCAAGGCAGGCUUCCCAGUGAAUCUGCCGUACGACAGCGCCAGCCUAAAGCUAACACCCCAAAUGAGCCGCAAGCAACCGCCAAAGCCGGUCUUCCAGAAGCUCGAGACGGAACUGUCGGACACGGAGUUUUCGGAUUUGUCUCCGGACGGGGAGGGUGAGGACGGGAAGACGGCCACGGUCGAGCGGAAGUUGCCGGUGUCGAAGGACGACGAGUUGGACACGGCGGUGCCGCAGCACGAACUGCUGGACAACUCGCUGAACAAGGGCAAGAGCGACCUGGUGGCGAGGGGAGGCUUGUCGAAGCGGAGUGCCCCGGGCAAGAAGAACAGUCAUAGUAAUAGCGGGUCGGACUGCGCGCUGGAUGAGAGCGAGGAGGAGAUUACGGACUCGACGUCGGUGUCGCACGAGUACAGUGGACUGUACAGCACGCCGCAGAUCAUCCAGAGGGCGGGACUUACGAACAUUAAGAACAAUGGGCAGGAGAACGCCGGGUUGCCGGUGUAUGCCCAGGUCAACAAGGAUCGCGGAGGGGGUGGUGGUGUCCUCGGGGGAGGAGGAACCGACCAUCAGACGCAACACACGACCAUACCGAACAUUUACCGAAAUCCACCGACCGACAACAACAAGCUCAACUCGAGCUACGGGUCGGACUUGAACGCUUCCUCGUACGACAGCGACCUCGGUUCGUCCACGGACAAGCUCAAGGACAGCGGCGUAUCGAGCGAAAGCUGGAUGUAUCCGUCGCGAAGGCCUAAAGGACUGAAGGGAAUCACGCCGCCGCUGUUGGCCGAACAGCUCAAGGAACGACUCGCCGAACGGCGCACGACCCAGGACGACGCAUCCUCGCGGGAUUCGAGCGACGACUACUCGGAGAUCAACCAGCGGCACGUCGUCAAUCCGGCGGCCGUUUCGCUCUCGCAGAACCUGCUGGUCGAGAUCAAGAAGGCCGUCAACGAGGCACAGCCCAAGGUGAAAAACAUUCUUCCACAAAAUCUGUCUCCUCCAGGAAGUAGCAGCCCGUGGCAACAGCAGCAGCCACCGUCGUCGAUUCUGCAGCAGUCGGGCACGGCGAGCGGAGCCGGUUCGCAGGGACCGCCGUCUCCGUCGAGUGUCUCCAGCGGGUCAACGUCGCCGGGGGCGUACUCGCCUUCGCGCACGCUCGAUCUGUCCGGCUCGACAUCGAGCUUCUCGAGCGAUCGGCUGCGCGACUCGCACCAGUGGAAGAGCGGACCCGUCGAGGAGUGGUCCAAUGAGCAGGUCUGCCAGUGGCUGCUCGGCAUCGGCCUCGAGCACCACAUUCCGGCCUUUGUGAAGCACGCCGUCGAGGGCGGGGCGCUGCUCCAGCUGGACAAGCCGGACUUUAAGAUCCUCAAUGUGGGCGGUGAGGACAAGAAGCACCUGAAGCGCAACAUCAAGGAGCUGCGACGGCUCAACGAGAAGGAGCGCAAACAGAACGAAAAGGACCGCCGCGAGCGGGAAAAGCUGAUCAAAAAGGCGGAAAAGAAAGCGGAAAAGGAUCAGAAGAAGAAGAAGUAAGGCGGGGUUUGGGGAUUGUGAGUGGGGGGGAUCCCCUUUUUUUAGACGUGCAUUUAUCUCAGUAAUGAUAAAGGAAAAUGAGAAAAAGAAGACGAAGGAGGGAGAAAAACACAUUUACAAACUUACUCUAAAAUACUGCUCCGUAUAUGAAAUGCUGUGGACGAGAGGCACUUAAAAGAUCCUUUCUUUUUUAUAAGAAUAGACUCAGCAACAGGUAACAAAUUUGUAGAAAUAGACGCUUAGCUGAUUGGGUCUCUUUUGUUUGAUAUUUUCGUUUCUGUUUUUUUUUCGUUUUGAGCAUUAUUAUUUUGUACCAUAUUUGUUUGUUAGAUAGUUUGUAGUGAAUAGGGAACGUUUAUUUAUACAAAAAUACAAAUUGUAGACGAAAAAAUAACAAUAAUUAGUUAAUAGCAGUUUGUUUACGUAAGUUACAACUCCUAGUUAAGGUUAGGUGCGCGUGUCGCGAUUCGGUUGCUUUUUCCUUUCACUCAAUUUGUUUGUAAACCAAAAUUAUUUAUUGACAUGCAACAAAACACGAUUCAUACGAGAAAUAAAACAAAACAAAAAAAAAAUACAUAAAGAAAGCCAUUCGUCACUUUUGAUAUAGUCUAGUAGAAGGAAAAAUAAACAAGUAGAUUUAAUACGUAGUCAAACUAAGCAAAGUGAUGCGACUCGCGUUGUUACAAAAAACAAAAAAGAGAAAGAAGCAUCACAGCAUCACUCGUAGCUAUGUUUUUCGUUUCAAUCAAUUCAUUCACAAUUGGCGUACUUUCAAACUAGUUUCGCAAAACUCCCCACUUUGGUGUCAAACAAUGCAAAAAAGUGAGUGCAGUGAAAACGAAGAGACUAAAGCGAGACGAAUUAGCGAGCGAGACUGGUAAGAGAAGCGGAGAAGCAGCGCGUAAAAAGAGUACUGUAUUUAUUAUUUAUGAUACGGAAAAAGAUAAACACACACUCAAGCUAUUAGGAUAAAAAAAAGCAUGAAAAGAAAACAAAAUCAAAGAAACCAAACUGUUUGAAAGAAAGUAAAACAUACAAACCAAUAAAAAUGCAAAAAUGAAAUAAAGGUGAAACAUUAUUUUAUAAACUUUUUGUUGCUUUUUUAUUUGUUAUCCGCCAUGAUUUCCCUUUUAUUUAAUUAUAAGUUAUUUUUACAACAGCAAAAAAAGUGCUUAGCCACUCGCAUCCCUGUACUAUCCCUAGGUUUCAAGUUAUAAGAAUAUUUUUUUUCGACCUCCUUAAAUUUUUAUUAUAUUUUGCUUUAACACCAUUUUUUAAAUGAAACUUGAGAAAUUGCAAUUUGACGGAAAUUAUGUAUUAAAUGACUGAGGUGUACAGUAUGUAUUUCUACCAUUAUUUUGUAAUUUUACUUAGGUCAAAGUUUUGCUAGACCAAAAAAGCCAUUUUUUAAAAUUGGUUCGUUCAUACAAGUCCUCAUACAAAUUAUAUAGCUGACCGUACAAAAAAUGCAUCUAAAGAUCUGUUUCUAGAGGCGAAGAGUUCUGACUGUGUAUGGGGGUGGGGGGAGGCCUAUCACGCCAAGGGAAAGGGUCGAAAAUUUAAAGGGCAAAAGGAAUCAAAUACAAUUUAUGAUAUUUUUUUCAUGAAGCGCACCGUGUUAUAUCCAACUAAAGUAGGGUAUAUUAUCCAUUAGUGGACCCCUUUCCUAUAGUGGGCCCUCAGAAGGUUUUUUGAUAAAAAAUACAAUAAAAUCACAGUUUUAAGCGGGUAUUUCAAUAGAAACCUUUUAUUAGGCAUGUUCUGCAAUAUCUAAAACAAUGUUGACAGACAUUAACUUGUCCUUUUCGCAAAAAUAAGCGUUUUGGUUUUGACAUUUGAAAUCAGCCAUGGCCUAGCACUUUCACAACAAAAUAUUAUUUCUCUUUUAUGAUUAAAUUAAUUGUGCAAUUUUUUUUAAACUGUUUUCAUGACUUCAGUAAAUCGUAAUGAUGUUAAUAUAGGAACUUUAUAUAAGUAAAACCAGGAACUUCUUAAUUUUGAGGAAAAUAAAGUAGGUCCAAUAUAGGACAACGAAAAAACUAUCUUUUCCAAAAGUGGACCCGUGCACCCUCUUGAGAUUUAAACAUCAUCGUAAAGAAGAAGUCUUUAGCUUUCAAAUGCAACAAACAGAAUGUUAUUUGGUCUCCACCAAAAAAAGAUACAAACAUUUGAAAAAGGCUUAUUUGAAAACUUUAAAUUGCUCUAACUUUUGAACAAAUCAAGCUAACGACUUCGUUCUUUCGUCAAAAGAGGCGUUUUUUAGUCCUCCAAAUAUGUUUCGAAAACACCAACAUUGCCAAAAAUAAUGCAAGAAAGUUGUAUAAUAAUUUUUUUUUUAUAUAAUUUUUUGAAGGGUAACCCUAGCACUUUUCAUAUAAAAUGCUGUAGAUGAACAGAUUAAGAGAUAUAAAUUUGGUGUCUUGAGCAAAGUUGUUCAGAAUGGCUAGCACUACAAAACUGCCGAAUAAAGUAUUUCCCUAUCUCAUCAGGGUGCGGAGAUAGAUUUUGAAAAACUGAGAAAAUUAGGACCACCCUAGUAUCGUCAUGACCAAAAGUCGUAGAAUUUUGUACUGAUCACCAAAGCCCAAAUGCUUCCCCGAAGCAGAAAUAUUUUUUUCCUACUAAUUUCACUUCUCAGAUCGUGUUAAUUUAACUAACAAAAUUGGAGAAUUCUAUGCAUUUGAGUAAUAUCUAUAUUGAAACUCACAGUAAAAGCUUGUUAUAAUAAACUUAAAUGUAUAUUUUUUCAACAAUGAAUAUAAAUAUGACUGUUGAAUGCUAAAAGCACCGAAGUUUCUGAAAUUAUAAGAAUUUAAAAUAAAUCAAAACUAUUGUUUAUUAUACUUAUCACAAACUUCAUAAUUGAUGUUUAAAUGAUAUUCUCUCAUUAUCAAACACAAACAUAAAAUUUUUUGUUAUUUCGUCGUGAAACUACUUACUUUUCCUGUCAUUCUUGAACGACGGAAUAGCCUACUUUUCUGUACCAAAAAUAACAGAAUCGAAUAGCAACACUUUUCAAAAUAAAUGCUGAAAAAUAACACUCAAAUAGCACUCAAAUGGGUGCUGAAAAGUUGAACUUUUCAGCACUUGUUUCGAAUAGUAACACUUUUCAACAUUUUUUUUUUGAUUUAAACGAUUUAUUGACAAAAUACAUGAAAAUUUGACAUAAAAUUUCACUCAGUGUGUGUUUUUUGGAAUUGCAAAAAAUGUUGUAUGGAACUCGUUGCAAAACUUGAUUUUUUCAGCACUCUUCGUAUUUAUCCAACUCCGUGAACCUCGUUGGAUAAAUGUACGACUCGUGCUGAAAAAAUCCUCUUUUUGCAACUUGUUGCAUAAACUACUAUUUUGGAAAUAAAAAUACACGUUUUAUCAGCAAGUUUAAACACAUCUAUUGUUUUGUUUUGAUAAACUAUUAAAGUAAUUGAUAUGGAAAAAAAAAUUUGGUUUAUUGGACCUUUUCAAAAAAAACUCCAGAAAUAUCGGUUAAAUUUGAUAUAAAAACAAAAGUUUUCCUAUAUUGGACCCGGGACUACUAUAAGAAAAGGGAAUCCAUUACAGGCACAAAAAACUUUUUUUUUCAAGUGGAUAUUUACAUAAAGGCAAUGAAUUGGUAAAAAAAGACAGAAUGGUUCAAAAGUCUUCAGAUGUAAUGGUUAUGUACAAUGAGUUAUGAAAUAGUGCUUAUUAAAGUGAUAACUGUUGAAAAAAUGCUCGUUGGCUCUACUAGGGUGUCCACUAAUGGUACCCUAGUUGUUUUUGCUUUUUUUUUCUUUCUAAAAGCAUUCUUCGAAAUCGAACCCUGGUGAUGAGUUCGCUUGCAAACUCGGUUAGCAUUGAAUCUUUGUUCGUGUUUGACCUGGAACACUGUUCUGAUUAACAUUCCAACGCCCAAGGCUCUAAAAAAGUUGGAACGGUAACUUCAACUCGCUGGUUCUCAGGCAUAACUCACCCAAUCAAGACGAUUCUUUUUUCCAGUGAUUUGUUAGGAUGUCUAGAUGAACCUAGAACUUUGCAGAACUCAAUUUGAUCAAAUCUGUAAUUUUUGCGAUCAAAAGCAUCGUUCCAACUUUUUUUUUCGCGUGUAAAAUAAAAUUCGCCAAAAAUUCCGCGGAGGCAGUCUUUUUGAAAAAGUUGGAACGAUGUUUUCGUUAGCAGAAAUUACAGAUUUGAUCAAAUUGAGUUCUGCAAAGUUCUAGGUUCAUCUAGACAUCCUAACAAAUCACUGGAAAAAAGAAUCGUCUUGAUUGGGUGAGUUAUGCCUGAGAACCAGCGAGUUGAAGUUACCGUUCCAACUUUUUUGGGAGGCUUGGGCGUCCGUGUAAGUUGGACAUGCGUUGGGCGUUCCAGUGUUAAAAGAGGGUUUGUUGGAUUGACCGUACAAUAAACAAAAUGUUUAAGCAAAUCACAGGAUUUCAUUUAGCUUUUUCAACCGAUAAUAAGUUAUUUAAUUGAAAUUCUUGUCAUUUUUACAAAGAAAAUUCGUUUUUAGCCGAGAAAACCAUGUCAAUCAAACAGUUGUUGUCACCACGGUUCAAACCCAAAGUCACCAGAAUUUGAAACUCAGAGCAUGCUUGGGUUCGUGUUACAACUUCCGCACAAAACGGUUUCGGGUGAGAAAAUUUGGGCAGAAGUUCAAACAUUGAACGGCUUGACUAAUGGCCUUUCUACAAUUACUUAGCUUAGUAUAGUUAAGUUGUUUAGCAAAAGUACGUAACUUAAUGCCGUCAUCUACAUUCAACUUGGAAAACUUUCUGGGCUGAUAUACGUUACUUUUUAGUUGUUUGUUAACCUUUGAUAUGGAAACGUCAACUUACCGCAGAUUUUGAAAUUUUCCAAACCAUACGUCAAGUCACUAAUUUGCUUACUUUUAUAUUGUAGAAAAUUAGAUUCAUUUUCAUGGAUUAAAAUUUCUACACUACGCACAAUUUUCUAAACUAAGUGAUUGUAGAUAGAUCAUUAUAACUGAAAAAAGCAACCUGUUUUACAUGUUGAAGUCAAGGCCAGAGUCAAGCUCAAAAUAAUAGUUGCAAAAAGAAGUUUACCGCGUUGAGUAAAUUCGAUGAGUGCUGAAAAAAUAAAGUUUUGCAACGAGUUGCUUACAACGUAUUUAGCAAUCCCAAAAAAUGUUAUUUGAAUAGAAUUUUAUGUGAAACAUUCAUGUGUUAAGAAAACUCACCAUUCAAAUUAAAAAAAAAACAUAGAAAAAUGUUACUUUUUCAGCAAACUGUUUUUUUUAGCAGCAAAAGUUCAACUUUUCAGACCCAUUUCAGUGCUGCGAAGUAGAACUUUUUAGCAUUGCUAUUGAUAGGUAUACAUUUUCCAUUAGGAUGUAACAAAACGGGUAAAUUUUGCGGGUAUUCCUGAAAUACAUGAUCCCCUAGGUGUACCGUCAUCUGGGGUGAAUCGGGACUACAGUCUGAAUAGGGACAGCAGUGUUUAGAGCACUUAAAGGUUUUAAAUUUGGAAAUGGAUGUACACAUUUUGUUGUUCUGAGUCUGUUCCAUCCGAAACUAACCAGAAAAAUCAAAAUAUUGUGCUAUAACAUGGUUAAAACUGCUGUCCCAAUUCACCCCAUGUGUACCGAUUCGCCCCAAUUGACGGUACUGAGCCCGAAUCCCAAGUAUUAGCUAGAUUGGUUGCGACAGGACCUGGCGCUUUGACUUUGAAUUUAAAAUGGGAUUUAACCCGUAAAAUCGGUGCGUUUUGGGUUUUGCCAGUUUUGAGUCCUUUAACGAUUUUUUUAAUUUUUCAAAAACCUCAUGGGCUCAUAGUGCAUAUUCUAGGAGACAACUUUGCCGAAGAGUAGGAAAAGAUUCGUUCACUAUUUAAAAUGUUACAGAAUUUAAAACACCGAAAACAUAUUUUUUUUAUAUCUAAGAAUCAGAAACUGUUUCGAAUUAAUAUUCGACGUUUUCAAAAAAAAUCAUGAUCUGAUAAAAAAAAAUGGCAGCAUUGCACAAAUGAAUUUUGGCCAUCUAGUGUUAAGGGUCAGAAGAAGGCAAAGUGCAAACUUUGUAAAAAAUGUUUUUGUUAUUGCAUUAAAAGAGAUAUAAAAAAAACGGUUACAUUUUUCCUUAAUUUUUCUCUUCAAUACCCACAACUAUACCGAAGACACUAAAUCGAUCACUGAAACCGAUCCCAAGAUAUACUUCGAAUAAUUUGUUUGAGCGUUUCAGUAUGGAAAGCUGCAAAAAUUGUGUAAUGUUUUAUAUGGACGAACUUCUUUUGGGAACUGGACCUUUUUCAUUGGCCAUAAAGAAAGUACUUACAAACUUACAACUCUUUGUAAAUAAGCAUUUUGUUUAUGACCAAAGAAAAGAAUCCAAUUGCUAUUUUUUCUUCAUUAUUUUUGGUUUUUUUCCAUUAAGGGUAAAACUUAAAAGUGAUUGAAUCAAACCAAAUAUUUUUUUGUGUAGUAGAGUUGACUGUUUGAUAAGCAUAAUUAUUUUUUUUUAAAUAUUUUAAGCACAUCGACAUUUGUUCAUUCUAUAAUUCUUGGGCGGAUACACUUUUAAUUAAAUUAUUUCUUAUAAUUUUGCUGUCGAAAUUCAAGUCGAAUAACACAAAAGAUCAUUAGAAAAUCUCUCAAACAAUAGUCACAUCGUAACGAUAUUUGAUACAAAACUUGAAACUGAAAACUGUGUAGUGGAUCCACCGCCAAGUAACCGUCUCCCUCGUCUACUACAAGCAUCCGGUGAUAACCCAAAGUGAACCAACUAGGAACCAAGCAAAUUUCGCACAAUGAUUUCACCUUUGAUAUACAGGAAGAAUUUGUAACGAUAUUUCCAUUUGUGUUUUCCAAUGCUCAAACUCAGAACAGUGAAACAAGAAAACAAACAGUCAUCGAUAUACCCCACAGUUUUGCCAUCGAGAAGCAAAGAAAAAAACAUAAAA